This is a messenger RNA of Encephalitozoon intestinalis ATCC 50506, 1170 nucleotides long. RefSeq lists its product as uncharacterized. The coding region runs from base 1 to 1170 and encodes 389 amino acids. The record is from RefSeq and is a predicted model, not a curated record. Gene Ontology annotation, molecular function: protein binding. NCBI's taxonomy places the organism in Eukaryota, Fungi, Microsporidia, Unikaryonidae. The transcript has a single exon.
AUGGGCGGAGUUGGGGAAGAGUUGGCAGAGGGGCUGCAAGAUGACAUUGAAGAAGAUGUAGGUGAUGUGCUAGUCAUACUUGGACACUAUGCUAGGAAGAUGGAGGACGAGAGAGGAGAUACGAAGAGAAUUUUCCCGGGAGAUCCAUUGCCGCUGGAGAAGACCCUUAGGCACCUUAAUGAAAAACAGCGUCUAUCUAUAAAGAAACUACUGAGGAAAUCCAUCUCCAGCCACUUGAUCCAGGCCUUGAAUCCAAUGUCGCGGGCAGAGGUAUAUUACUACUUGGGUCUUUCGUAUGAAAAGGGCCUCUUUGGGAUAAAGAGGGACGAUAGAAAAGCAUUUGAAAACUAUAUAGUAGCUGCCCAGCUGGGAAGUGCUGUUGGAACCUUCCGAGUUGCACAGUGUUAUGAAAAGGGAAUAGGAAAGGCGAGAAACAUCGAAAAGGCGGUGUAUUUUUAUAGGUGUGCAGCCAAACUAGGUUUGAUUGAUGCAAUGCACACCUAUGGCGUAAUUGUGCUAUUUGAAAGGAUGGAAAGAGACUGCGAUCUUAAGAUAGGGUACUUCUACUUGAGGCUAGCUGCAAAGAAGGCAACAUAUACCUAUCCAUAUGCCCUGUACGACCUCGGAAGAUGCCAUGAGAAGGGCAAGGGGCCGGACAUUAUAUCCCCAGAUGACUUGUAUGCAUUCAAGCUUUAUCUAAAAGGGGCGUCUCUAGACUGCCCCAACUGUCAGUUCAGAGUGGGAAAAUGCUUUGAGAACGGAGAAAUGGGACAUGAGAAGGACAUGAGAAGGAGCAUAGAAUGGUAUAUAAAGGCAGCAGAUCUUGGGCAGUCUGAUGCACAGACAAGGCUUUCGGCUCUAUUUCUAAACGGACUGGAUGGAGUGGUUGAGAAGAAUAUUAAGCUGGGAUUUCGGCUUGGCCUCAAGGCGGCUACAAGAGAGAAUGUUUUUGCAGCAUAUUUAGUCUCUGAAUGCUACAAGCAGGGGAUAGGAGUCAAGAAAAAUGCUCUCUUGGCCCUCUGGUGGAGUAGAAUAGCAGAGGAGUUUGGAGUGAACCAAGGGAAUCCUCUGGUUGAAAGAAUAAAGAUAGUGAUCCCUGACGAAGAUGAAGGCAAGGAGCAGUUUGAUUUUGAGGAUGGGAUGAUAACCGGGCUGAUAAAGGCACAAUGA